Aspergillus affinis is the source of this 3177-nucleotide messenger RNA. Its product is annotated as TIP120 domain-containing protein. Gene Ontology annotation, biological process: protein ubiquitination; SCF complex assembly. The transcript is spliced from 2 exons. The record is from RefSeq and is a predicted model, not a curated record. NCBI's taxonomy places the organism in Eukaryota, Fungi, Ascomycota, Eurotiomycetes, Eurotiales, Aspergillaceae. Bases 1 to 3177 code for a protein of 1058 amino acids. Gene Ontology annotation, cellular component: nucleus.
AUGUCGUCUUACUCGGAUGAUGACGAGCACGAUCCCCAGGCGGACGAGCUCCGCGAAACCGCUCUCGUCACGCUGGAAGCCUUGAUCAGCUCGUGCAGCCAACAAAUGCAGCCUUAUCUGCUCAACACCGUGAAAUCAGCCCUCAGAUUUCUCAAGUAUGACCCCAAUGUCGCCGAUUUCGAAGAAGACGAGGAGAUGGGUGGCACCCAGGACGAUGGGUCGGAGGACGAUGGCACCGAGGAGCCCGAUCUGGACGACGACGAGUUCGAGGACUUCGAGGAGGAGGGAGGAUAUAGUGAUGUUGACGACAUGAGCUGGAAGGUUCGACGUUGUGCCGCAAAGCUGCUUUACUCCGUUAUCUCGACAUAUGAGCGCGGCCGCACGUCGACCAAUCCGUCCCUGUACCAGCAAAUCGCGCCCGCCCUCAUUGCCCGGUUUAGCAAGGAAAGAGAAGAGAGUGUGAAGCUGGAGGUGGUCUCUACAAUGACGGCUCUGGUUCGCAAGACUGGUGACGGUGCUAUGAUCAUCACGUCGAGUGGCUUCCUGGAGUCCGUUGGCGGAUCGAAAAACUCGAGGAAGAGAAGACGGCAGGACAGCGAUGCGAACAUGAUUGACUUCGAGCCCAGUAUCGGUACCUCGUCCGCGGUCGGCACUCCCGUUGCUGCUCCAUCGUCGCCCGAGUCGGGUCCUCAGGCCGACCUGGCCCGUUCGGUGCCUAUCAUCGUACAGAGCAUUGUGAAGAUGUGGAAGCAGGCGUCUGUUCCGUUGAAGCAAGCUAUCAUCGUUCUUCUGAAGAGCUUGGCUCUUGUUCGGUAUGGCGGGCUGGCAGACCAUCUUCAACAGAUUGAAGACCCGAUCGCGGAUGUCUUGAAAUCAGCGUCCUUGUCGGGUGGUUCGUCCGCCCCAGCGGGAGCCGCCGUCAGCGCGGGAACCCUCCAGGUAGAGACCUUGAGUCUCAUUGCCGCAAUCGCCGAAACACACACCUCGGAUGCUCUUCUCCCCUUCCUGAUUGCCUUGAUUCCGGGCGUCAUUGGAUCCGUCAAAGACAGAAACUACAAAGUCAGCAGCGAGGCCCUUGGUGCCGUUGAACAGAUCGUCAAGGCUCUGACCCCGCCCCGGGUAUCGACAACCUCUCAGGAUCUGCAGUCCCAGUUGGAGAAGCUGUACGAUGUGGUUCACGAUCGCAUCGCCGAUACGAGCGCCGAUCUGGAGGUUCGUCAACGAGCCAUUCACGUAUUCGGUGUCCUUAUAGCCCGAACCUCCGGGGACAACGGACCGUCUUUCCUCUCCCUAGACCGUCGCUCCAAGGGUCUUCUCGUUUUGGUUGAUCGCUUGAGGAAUGAGACUACCCGACUUUCGGCGGUGCGUGCCGUGGAUGACAUCGCUGUCCUGUGUAGCCGCGAGGCAGACGUUCCAGCGACAUGGGUCAGCGAAGUCACUGCGGAACUCGGUGCUCAGCUGCGCAAGUCGGAUCGCGUGCUCCGAGGUGCCAGCUUGGAAGCUCUCCGUAGUCUAGCUAUGAACCCCAAGACCCGAGCCCACUACGAUAACAAGACCAUGAAGGACUUGGAAGAUUCGCUGCUGCCUCUGAUUACUGCCGAGGAUUUCCAUUUCCUUGCACCUGCCCUUAUCAUCCUGGCGAAGCUUGUGCCUGGAAACGCGCAGCUUCUGGUCAACGAGGGUCUGGUUUCUGCUUUAUGCUCGAUUGUUGUUUCAUCGUUAGUUGGCACCGUCCUGAAGGCGCUCUUGUUGCUCGUGAAAGUGAUCGGAGAGGAGGAGGCCGGGGCCGAUCUGAUGAGACGGUUGUUGCGCGACGUUGGCAUCAACGGCGACACCUCCGUUGUCGGGCGGGCCAUCGGCACUCUUGUUGUCCAUGGUGGACCGAAGUUGGGCGUGAAGAUGGAGGAUUUCUUGAAAGAGCUGCAGACCGCACAGGAUGCUCAACGCAAAUGCCUCGCCCUUGCCAUCCUGGGAGAAAUCGGUCUUCGGAUGGGGCCCAAGUGCUCGUUAACACCAGACCUGUUCAUCGACCAUUUCAACUCCAAAUCCGACAAGGUCCGCCUCGCCUCGGCCGCGUCUCUUGGCAAUGCUGCUGCCGGUAACGUGAAGGCCUACCUGCCUACGAUCCUGAAUGGCCUGGACAAGUCGAAUCCCCAAAGCUACCUGCUCCUGCAUUCAGUGAAGGAGUUGCUUCAGCACCCCGAAAUCGUUCGUCCCGACGUGGCUCCUUCGGCUCUCAAACUCUGGCAGGCCCUCCUCCUUGUCUCAGAAGAGGAGGACAACCGUGCUGUCGGUGCGGAAUGUGUUGGUCGACUGGCGUUGAUUGACCCUGUUGCCUAUAUUCCCCAUUUCCAGGAAUACUUGUCCAGCUCAGAUGCCGGUAUUCGCGGCGUCGUCAUAUCUGCGUUCCGCUACACUUUGUCCGACUCGAGGGAUACCUAUAACGAUGUGCUCCGACCGCUGAUUGUUCCCUUGUUGGUCAAUAUGCUCAGCGAUCGUGACCUCGGCAACCACCGUCUUGCUCUGACCACAUUGAACUCUGCUCUCCACAACAAGAUGGACAUCAUCCUUCCCCAUCUCAACGAGCUCCUCCCGGCAGUCUUUGGUGACACGCAGAUUAAACCCGAGCUCAUCCGUGAAGUCCAAAUGGGCCCAUUCAAGCACAAGGUCGACGAUGGUCUUGAACUGCGCAAGGUAAACUCAACCUUUCCACCCAUCCAUUUCCUCACCCCAAACCCCGAAACUAACACCCACAUCCAGAGCGCCUACGAAACCCUCUAUGCCUCGCUAGACACCGCCUUCUCACUCUCCCACGUCUCCGAGUUCUUCGACCGCAUCCUCGCCGGAAUCGACGACGAGCAAGACAUCCGCACUAUCAGCAACUUCAUGACCUCUAAGCUCAUCACAUUAGCCCCCGAAGAAACGCAACGAUACCUCGACGCCCUCUCAGAACGCUACAGCGUCGUCUUGUCGUUCAAAUCAAAAGACAACGCCGUGAAGCAGGACAUCGAAAAGGCGCAGGAAGCAUCGAACGGUGUCCUCAAGAUCACUCGCGAACUGAGCAAGGCGUUCCCGAACGCCGAGACGUCCGCGGAUAACCACAAAUGGAAGGCUUAUAUGGAAUGGGUCCGGAAGACGUUUGCGACUCAAUUGAAGAGCUUAGAUACGGACUUUUAA